AUGCUCUACAAGGAACGAUUAAGAAAAUGUGUACUACAACGUAAGAUCAGAAUCGGGAUAAGUAAAAAUGCUCUAAAAGGUAAGAUUAAGAAUGAAGUUAAGUCAAAUGCCUUACAAGACUGUACUGAAGGUUAUGUUAUGCUUGAUAUUUUGAAGGAUAGAGGGUUCUUUAUUACGUCCAUUAAACCGCUGCCUGACCCUGAAGAACCAUUUGAGGUUUUAUGUUAUUUGGAAUGGGGUGGAUUUACCAUAAUCCAGCAACGUGAACAUCUUUCUCAAUCUACAGAUUUCAACAAAAACUGGAUUGAAUACCGCAAUGGAUUUGGAACUUUACAUGGAAACUUUUGGCUAGGGUUGGAAAAAAUGUACAAAAUUCUCCAAAACAACAAUACAAAUGGUUUUAAUUUGCAUAUUCAUUUCUUUGAUACAGUCUAUUCACAAUGCACAUGGCAGGUAGAUAAAUUUAACCUAGAAGGCGAAUCUUCUAAUUACACGGCAAUUUUUAAAAAUGCCUAUUUUUUAUAUUCUGAUUGGUGUGAUGGGAUGUUCACCAGUUUAACUCCAGAUUCCAGACCAUUUUCUACGUUUGACCACAUCAGUUAUCCUGAUAACUUCAACUGUACUGGUCGAGAAGAGUCCGGGUGGUGGUUUGCUGAUGACGUUAACUGCUCGUUUUCCAACAUAAAUUCUAAACGUAUUGAUGAUGAUAUAGUAAUUGAAACGGCUAAUGGUACUGUCAGAGCUCGAAAAGUUAUCAUGCAAGUCAAAAGAGCGUAA
This is a messenger RNA of Lottia gigantea (owl limpet), 777 nucleotides long. RefSeq lists its product as hypothetical. NCBI's taxonomy places the organism in Eukaryota, Metazoa, Mollusca, Gastropoda, Lottiidae. The transcript is spliced from 2 exons. The record is from RefSeq and is a predicted model, not a curated record. The coding region runs from base 1 to 777 and encodes 258 amino acids.